Molecule: messenger RNA, 2995 nt
Organism: Helicoverpa armigera (cotton bollworm)
Lineage: Eukaryota; Metazoa; Arthropoda; Insecta; Lepidoptera; Noctuidae
Exons: 7
Coding region: 36-1325 (429 amino acids)
Source: RefSeq, a predicted model, not a curated record
AUAUUUUUAAGUUAGAUUCAUUUAUUCUUUCCACAAUGACGACGGGGAAAACAGGGAUUUAUCAUUGGAAGCUGGGCGACAUUUCCCGGGCGAGAAUUUGUAAGAAAGUUUACGCAAACGUGCAAGUAGUGAAAAACGAUGAUGGAUUGUUUUAUGACGACAAAGUUCUAGGCAUAUCAGCCAAUGAAGAUGGGUCCAUAACAGUGACAGAAGAACUAUGCUACUAUGUGGAGACUUGCAAAACCAAGAACAGGUUCUGGCUACCAUACACCUGCAUGUUCUUGGCAGAAAGAUCUAGACCUUUCUAUGGGCCUGCAUACAAGAGUCCUAAAAUAAUCACUCCAGUGCCUAAAACACCUUCGGUUCCUAGGAAGAGAAAAAUAAAAGAAGAUUUAACAGUACCUCUAAACGUUAAACUAAACCCAUACAGAGAACCAGACCUGAACACCACGUAUGACGCAAUCCAUACUCCUUUAAAACAAGGCAGAUACGAGAACGCAUUCAAAGAAUUCAUCCGUCGAGGGAAAGAAUCUCUCUUCGAUGAGUACUAUGAAUACUUACAACGUGACAUAGACACGAACAGAGAUUGUCUGGAUUUCUUGAUGAACGUGGACGCAAGUACAGAAGACAAGUUUGAAAUGGUGAUAAAAAAUAUAAUGUCGGAGAAAGAAAUAGAGAAUUAUUUGCAUCAGUGCUGGCGAUACAAUUUUGUUCAUAAGCAUGUUGACAGUAAUAAGGAUAACUCUGAUAGUUCUAAUGCAACAUCACCAGUAAAGCCAGUCAUCACACUGCAUACACCAUGGUGCCUUGUGUGUGGCAAGGGGGAGCGACUCCGAGAGUGCCCCAACUGUCCCUCUGCGUUCCACCUUGCUUGUAGAAGAGAAUGGCUGGUCACUGUUAUACAUCGUAAGAACCCACCAAAGAAAGCCAACAAGCCAGUGACGCUGGUGGAGAAGAUAUUGUCCAGCACCCGCACUAUAUGUUCUGUGCGCAGAGAGAAGGAGAACAUUGAGCUAUGUCCUAGCUGCAUGUGGGGACCGAGAGUUGGUUACGACGACGUAGUCUGGCACAAGCUGGGCCCGUGCCCGUGGUGGCCGGCGCGGGUGCUGACUCCGGGAUCCACGCCCUCCUGUCUGCUCGCCAGGAACCACUCGCCGCAUCACUGGCCGCUCAAGUAUUAUGGCACACUAAACCACGCAUGGGGCGAGUUGUCCCGCAUGAGCCUGUUCCUGCCCGCGCACUCGCACCAAGCGCCAAGAGACGAGAUGCUGGCUAAGGCCAUACUCGACGCCUGCGACGAUUAUAUUGCUGUAUACCUUACUUAGGUAAGGUAAUAACUAAAUGUUAAAAAAACAUAGAACUAAAACAAAAAACAUAUUUUUAGGUACUCCAUAGUACAUAGUACUCCAUACUUCAUAGGUAGACUGGAAGCCGACCCCAACAUAGUUGGGAAAAAGGCUCAGAUACUAUUUUAGUAGAUACUUUAUCAAGGUAAACAGUCUUCAUAGAACUUUUUACAUAAAUACACAACAAUAUUAAACAAAUAAAGUAGAUACUUACUGCAUUCAAUCUAAAACCCAUGAAAGAAAUACGACUGCUUAAAAUAAUGAUUCUAUUGCUUAAUUAAUGUUUCAGUUUCAUUAUUAUAUUGACAGAGAUUUUUAGCCACAUUUUAUUUUCAAACUGAGUUUUUAUAUAAAAUGUCGUAUUACAUUGUUUACUUUAAGUUAAGUGCCUACUUUAUUGUAGUAACUAAUAUAUUUUAGAUACUACCUACCCAGGUAUUUAAGGGUAAAAAACACUACCUACUUAUUUAUAAUCAUCGGCAGGGAUAUUGAGCCCUGACCUUCACCUGCGCAAAAGUGAUUUAUUGGUUUAUAGCCUUAUGUGUACAGUGCGCAAAGCGAUCCCCACUCUUCCGCCGAGAGCUCACUAUCCGUGCCGAUAACUAUACCUAUUUUUUUUACAAUUUGACAAAUUUAUGAGCGUAAUUAAUUUAUCCGACUUCAAGUCACGUAAUUUGAUUUGCAUGUUAUCAUAAUCUGACAUGUGCGUUAAGGUUUAACACUAUCAUUUUAUAAUAUCACUUAAUUGAUAUUUAAUGGAUGCAUCAUCAUUCAUAUUUUUUUUAUCGAAGCGGAUUCUUGCGAAAAGUACCUAGUAGUAGGUACCUAUUUUUUAUACCUAUGUUUUAUACUCUAGCAAAAAUAAUUGUUUUUUUUUUGUUUGAAAUUUUAAUUUAAAAUUAGUUUUUGUAAGGUUUACCAAAGAUUACCAUAAAAUCUUACCUAAGAUUAGAAUAAGUUUGAAAUAAUUUUGAAGCUUUAAUUAUUUCCUAGUUUUUUAGUCUAAAAGACUGAAUAUAUGUUUAAGUGAAUAACACACUUAAAUUUUAUUACUUUAAUUCACUGAAUAAAAUUCAGAAUAUGACGAAUUUUUUGACGAACUCUAUAAUAAUCAUGUAUCUUUAAUUUUAAGACUAUUUGAAAUUGAUGUUUCGUCGACAAUUUUGAAUGAGCAUGCAUAAGAUUAUUUUUUGUUGUUGUUGCACCAUUUGACUAUAAUGAUAACCGAACCAUUUUCAUUUGGCAAAUCGCUGAUUUGACCAAUAGGCGGCAAGUAAACAUCUAGUUAUGGUUUGGUUAUUGUCAUAGUUAAAAGAUGUAACUGAUCCUUAGUACUAAAUUCUCGACAUGUAAACUUUAUCAUGGUGACUUUUAGCUAAGUAUACCGAUUAAGGUAUCAUAACAUUUUAUCUUCCAUAAAUUAAAUUCCAAGAUAAUACUGUCACGACAAAGAUAAUUUAAAUCGAAAAACGUUUAAAAAUCGUUCAAUCAUAAUUUGGCAGCUGCUGAUAAUUUCGUUUUAUUUAUAACUGAUUGUAAAGUCACAAAUAAAAUCAAUAAUCAUUUAAUUUAGAUUAAGAUGAAAGUGUUAUUUUAUUUAAUCAAUAAAUUACUGAUUAGUGACGUCUGUAUUUUCCUGGUAAAUUACG